Molecule: messenger RNA, 1729 nt
Organism: Carassius auratus (goldfish)
Lineage: Eukaryota; Metazoa; Chordata; Actinopteri; Cypriniformes; Cyprinidae
Product: protein FAM19A5-like
Exons: 5
Coding region: 780-1370 (196 amino acids)
Biological process (GO): G protein-coupled receptor signaling pathway
Molecular function (GO): G protein-coupled receptor binding; receptor ligand activity
Source: RefSeq, a predicted model, not a curated record
AUAUGAAAGCCAAAUUAAAACACCGUUUAAACGUCUGCCCUCCAGCUUGACGCGUCAAACGGAGAACGUUCCAGUUGUAAUCAAGGACGAUGUCUGCAAUGCCAGAUUAAACAGGUUCCUGAAAUAAAACGGGAGUGUUGUGGUUUUUCGCGUCGUCGCUCGUAUGCCGUGUAAGUAAAAGUUGAGGCGGCACGAAGUUUCACUUCAUGUAGGUCUGCGCAGCUUCAGAGCUCUCUAGAUCUUUCCAUUUCAUCUGCUCACAGGUCUUUAUGUUCCUCGUCGUCUCUUGAUCGGGACAUCGAUCCAUUCUUAGCGAAUAUUUUGUCAAAUCCAGACGCUUUGAUAUGGGAUCUUUUCUCUAGGAGUCUGAGAGAAAUCAAACACGUCCUCACAGACCAACUGAGCAGUUCUUCAGCUAGUUCUCACGGCGUUUCGACGUAAAUAAUUUAAUCUUUACUAAGUAUAUUUUCCUUUUUAUGUACAGAGCUUUGACGUGGCGGACACUGUGCAGCGGACAGUUUAAUAUUCAUGAUAAAAUCUGAAUUCACGCUCCUGUUUUUGGAUUAUCCGUUUCCCAGGAUACACUGACUCGAUCACGCAUCAACUAGAGACUUUAUUUUCGAUUUACCGGACUUAAAGACUACUGAGGGGAUUUGGAAAUGAGCGGUCCGUUUUCAAAAUGUCUUUUUUAAGAAUCACUCGUGGAGAAAGACGUUUCCUCAGAGGACGGGAGGGUUUGUAACGCUGAAUUUAUCGCCGAUUUCACGACACGCGUUUCCAUGGCUCCGGCGGUCAGAUCGAUUAAGCGUAAGGAUGCGAUUAACUGGCCGAGGAUGUCGACAACUUUCUGGGCUGUGCUGCUGUUGACGGCGCUUCUCAUCGUAUACUGCGGUCAACUGGCAGCAGGCACCUGUGAGAUUGUCACUCUAGACAGAGACAGCAGUCAGCCACGCAGGACAAUUGCCAGACAGACGGCCCGCUGCGCAUGUAAGAAAGGACAGAUUGCUGGGACAACGAGAGCCAGGCCAGCCUGCGUUGAUGCUCGUAUUGUGAAGACCAAGCAGUGGUGUGACAUGGUGCCCUGUCUAGAGGAUGAAGGCUGUGACCUGUUAGUAAAUAAAUCAGGCUGGACUUGUACACAGCCCAGCGGCAGGGUGAAAACUACAACGCCAACAUCUCCUCCGUACUCCAGCUCCAGCGACUACACAGAGGUGUGUGCUCCUCCUGUUCACUACUCCAUCCACGUAUACUCCUGUAUGAAAGAAGGAAGUCGUUACUCAUCCAAGUCUCCUCCAAGUGUCCUAACAGUGGGAGGGGUUCCUGGAGCGCUACCAGAUGAGGCCUCUUGCAGCUUCACCCACCUGCUGUAGAUACUUGCUAUAUCUCAUCGGCUUUACACCUGCCUCUGCCUACCUGUCUGUGUCUUGGCUUUGUAAAUGGGCAGCACUCCCUUCUGCCACGGAGAACAUACUCUACGUUCACAAAGCGCCUCAUGGAUGGUGGUACAGUAGGAGCCUUGAGGACUUUCAGGGCACAGCACAGGACAAUGAGACACCUACCCUGUCUGAGACUGAACCAGACACAGGCUUUAUGGGCUCCACGAGUGUUUCUGACCUGAUAUGAGACUGUCAUCUUAACUUCUCUGUGAAAGCUUUCUGCUGGAAGAUGAUUUUGACGCUCAUUUUUUACAGACCAAAGAGGAAAAAUAAUACGAAAAAACAAAACAAAA